This is a messenger RNA of Aureobasidium uvarum, 726 nucleotides long. NCBI's taxonomy places the organism in Eukaryota, Fungi, Ascomycota, Dothideomycetes, Dothideales, Saccotheciaceae. The record is from the annotation of a GenBank genome assembly.
AUGGAAGACGAGGAUUUCAUCAACGGCGAGGUCACAGAUCCUACUGUGUUCGACAACCCCAAAGACUCUGAUAUCAUCCUCACCUUCAGCGGCCAUCAAAUCUAUGCUCAUAGAGUCAUCUUGCGCAUGUGGUCUCCUUUCUUCAAGCGCGUCCUCGACUCGCAAUUCUGUGUCGCCAACAACGCUACAUUCAACAUCGACGACGAGUGCGAUGAUGAACAUGAUCCCGAGCCUGUGUACGCUAUGCUGAAGCAUAUCUACGGCAUUCCCUUCGUGCCCCGUUCGAGUACCGACCCGCGCGGAGUUUCUGGACUGAAGUUCUGUAUCAAGCUAUACAUGAUGACGGACAAGUACGACAUCCCAUCUGUCCGUCGCAUCGCAGUGAGCGUCAUUCAGGAUCACUUGUUCACCUCUCAAAACGAGCUGUUUGGCUUGACAACGCUUGAGCCUAUUCCAAGAUACAUUGCGCUCAUCUGCGGUCCACGCGCACCUCAGCUAGCCGAUCCAGAGUUACGCGAUGUCCUGUUUUCCUGGCUUACCGAGAACUUCUGCGUUCUUACCGAACACCAGGAGUACAGGGACAAAAUCGAAGACGGGUCACUGCUUGACUCCGAAUUGACUGCAAAGCUGCUGUUCUCGUUUAGUGCACAGAUCUCAGCCAACAAGAAGACCAAGACGACGCGUACAACCUAUCUCCCACCCUCAAGCCCUACAUCUAACUCUUAA